UGUGUUCAACGAUAGUUUUCUCUACGAUUUUUAUACAAUCAAGUUAUUUAGUAAUAGGGCGUUAAUGAGUUUUUUGGAGACAUCAGUUUUGACGAAUUUUGCUCCGGUUGUACAAUCCGGAAAUUUAAUGGAAUCGGAAUUAGGUUUGGAAUCAAUUAUAGAUAAAGCGUUUAAAUUUGCUGUAAAGUUAGAAUUACAACCGAUCGAUGGUGUGUGCAGUUUAUGUUCAAAAACUUGUAAAAUAUACUAUCGAAGCGAUAGAAAAUCGUAUUUGUUAAGAUGUAGCAAUUGCGGUAGAAAAUAUUCUGUUUAUGAUGGAACCUUUAAGGGCAAAUGUGGCAAUAUUUUGUGGGGUGGAAUUUUGUCUUUCAUAUGGCAUUACCUUUGUUUGGAAUGCACGUCAAGAAAUUCGGCUGUUGUUGCAGAUAUUUCAAGAAAGGCAGGCAUCGAUAGGUCAAACCACAUACAUUUAGUGAUGCUUAUAGCUAUGAAUAACAUGACCUCAUUUAAAAUAGGAGGCCUUAAUAAAACCGUCGAAUUAGACGAGACAGUAAUAUGCAAACGUAAAUACGAAAAAGGGUGUAUACUGAAAUCUACAAAAUGGGUCGUAGGAGGAAUAUGCAAGGAAGACAAUAGUUGCUUCAUUUGUGAAGUGAACGACAAAUCUGAAACCACGCUAAAUUCGGUUGUGCCUAAAUUUGUAAAUUCUGAUAGUCUAGUUAUAACCGACGAAUGGAAGGGCCAGCUAGAAACCCGGGAGAAAUAUUCCAAAUAUUCGUAAAACACUUGAGUAAAUAUAUCCAGGUACCGGAAGAACAUCGAAAUGGAUAGAACCAGAGAGUGUUCCCGUCGCACCAGUUUCUAAUAUAAAAAAGAAGAAAAAACAGGAAAAAAGGACAACAUAACAAAGAGAAUGAGUAAUAAAACAAAGAAAAGACCGUCCACAGGUGCUGAAGAAUCGACUUCGUCGGGGUAAAAGCAGAAAAGAAAAAGAAAAA
This is a messenger RNA of Centruroides sculpturatus (bark scorpion), 998 nucleotides long. RefSeq lists its product as uncharacterized. The coding region runs from base 65 to 781 and encodes 238 amino acids. The record is from RefSeq and is a predicted model, not a curated record. Lineage: Eukaryota; Metazoa; Arthropoda; Arachnida; Scorpiones; Buthidae. The transcript has 2 exons.